Prunus persica (peach) is the source of this 2008-nucleotide messenger RNA. RefSeq lists its product as uncharacterized. Lineage: Eukaryota; Viridiplantae; Streptophyta; Magnoliopsida; Rosales; Rosaceae. The record is from RefSeq and is a predicted model, not a curated record. Bases 634 to 1794 code for a protein of 386 amino acids. The transcript has 3 exons.
GAGAAGAGAAAGAGUGGAGUCUAUCUGAGGAGAAAUUCUGUCAGUGUAAACACCACAAAGAGAAAUAUAAUUCCACUCCCAAUAUUACAGUGGUACUUCUCAUCCUCUGAUCAUUCUAGUUUUAUAACAUUAUCCAGCAUUACUCUGGUUUGGAUUGUUCGAUUUUUCAGUUUAACUGGUACAACAAAACCGAUCUUAUCCAAAAUGGUCACAAAAGAAAAACAAAUCCCCAUCAAUCCAAAUGAAUUUAUCUUCUAAAUGGAAUUUCGAAACCUUUUAUUAAAUUUUCAAGUUUAUAAAACCUCUUCGGUCCAAUACCACCCCCCAAAAAAAAAAAAAAAACUUGAAAAGUGAACAGAACCAGCACAACUACAUGAAGAACUAAUAAUAGCAAAAAAUCAAAAAUUAAAAUUAAGAAAAGCGGCAGUAAUUAAUUGAACCGUCUGAUCAACAAGGCCUUAUCAUCAAUCGUUCAUCCCAACCGCAAAACGCAAAACGCAAAACGCAAAACGCAUACGCAGAAGCACAUGGCGGUUGUUGUGGUGGUAAGUCGGUGGUUCAGGAGAGAGAGUGCGAUGCGAUCCCUUCCGCUUAGUCAGUGGUUCAAGAAACAUACAAUUACAAUUUACAAAGAUGAGGAGGACCGGCACUCUCCUCGUCUCCCUCAUCCUCUUCCUUAUAUUCCCACUUCAAUCAAUUCUUGCUUUUAAUUCUUCCACCACCCAAAUCUUGCAGGAUGUGUUAAAGAAAAUAUCGGCCAAGCACAAGUGGUAUUUGCAGGACAUCAGGGUUUCGAGGUUGGAUGCCAGCAGGGUUCGCUUCGGGAGCGCCCAGCGAUAUGAGUUCCGGGUCGGAUUCGGGAAGAUCCCCGUAGGGGUCUUGUUCUCCGACGACGUCGCUUCCUGGAAAAAGUUCAGGCAACCCAGAACCCAUUUCGGCUCUCUCGUUAAGGAGCUCAGCUCCAUGGCUGUAGUUGACACCUUCAAAGUGGAGGGUCCCUUUGAGUUACGGGUCGGCGGCAUUCAUCACCUCUCCCUUUCAUUGCCGAUGAACACUACAUAUAGUGGGUUUAAAAGGGUUCUUGUUGGUAAAGGCAUCACUGUUGAAGUAAGUGGAGCUACAGAAGUUUCUGUGUUUCAUGCAUCUGAUCUUGGGUUAUCAUCAAAAGGAAGUGGUGCUAUUGGCAAGGAGAAAAGUGAGUUUUGGCCUAUUUGGCAUUCAUACUGCACACCGUUAUUUCCUAUUCGUGUUUUAGGGCCUGCAACGUUGGUUGCAUACAAGACUCGAAAUCCUGAUGCCUACAUUGAGACCAAAUUUAUGUCCAAGGAGAUAAUUGAGUUCUUGCCAGAGAAGUGCUACAGAAGCCAUGCUUACAAGAAACGGGCUUGUCCCAUUGAUUCUUUACGUUUGAGGAUAUCUAUGCUGGAAAGCAUUUGGAAAAGCUUUCUUGGUGAUAGAAUUCGCCAAAGUGGUUUGUCAGGAUUUGUUGAAGGGAAAAUCAAAGCUUCAACUGUUGUCCGUUUCAAGGUUGAGCUCGAAAGGGAAUUUCGGAGGAAUGGUGCACUUCAGGGCAAGGCAGGGUGGAGAACUAGGCCGGCCGUUGAACAGGUAUGGUUUGAAGUUUUGGCAAGAGUGGAAUUUGGGAGGGUGAAGCCUCUCAUGGUUAAAGAGAUUAGGCCCUUCAUUGUAGCAGAUUCAAUUGCGUGGAGUAGUUUGAUGUCUAAUAUUUCCUUCACCAAGUCCUCAUCUGUCCUUGUACCUUCUGAGGCGCUAACGUUGGAUGUGAAGUGGUAGAGGAAACAUGUUGUAACAUAGUACUCAUGUUUGAGAAUGUUUUACAGAUUAAGGUGGCAAGGGGUUGUCUGUGUCCUUGCCCCUUCUCUGGAUGAUGGAUGAAACAGUACAUGUCAAUUGGUAAAUAACCCUCUUAUUUGGUCCUGUAAAUAAAUUGUUCAUGGAAAAGAAACAAACGUUAUACAGAAGUUUGAUCUUAUUUUGAUUUUUUUGA